Molecule: messenger RNA, 4427 nt
Organism: Rhinolophus ferrumequinum (greater horseshoe bat)
Lineage: Eukaryota; Metazoa; Chordata; Mammalia; Chiroptera; Rhinolophidae
Gene: LRATD1
Product: LRAT domain containing 1
Exons: 2
Coding region: 259-1137 (292 amino acids)
Source: RefSeq, a predicted model, not a curated record
GGAGUCCGGACGGCCCGGGUGGAACGGGCGCCCGAGCCGGCGCCGCCAGCAGGCGUACGGGUACUGCGCGGGGCACUGCACCGCACCAUUCCGCGCGGGACGGAGUGGAGCCGCAGCCCCACGCGCCGCCCAGGACCCUCUCGCCACCAGCGCCUCCACAGCACCCAUGGGGACCAGAAGACUUUAAAGGAGUUUGGGGUUUCGGGAGCAGGGAAAUCACCGAUCCCGGCUCCUGGCCCUUGCCUGGCCGCGUCAUUGAUGGGCAACCAACUGGACCGCAUCACCCACCUCAACUACAGCGAGUUGCCCACAGGCGACCCAUCGGGGAUCGAGAAGGACGAGCUGCGGGUCGGGGUCGCCUACUUCUUCUCAGAUGAGGAGGAGGACCUGGACGAACGCGGCCAGCCGGACAAGUUUGGCGUGAAGGCCCCCCCUGGCUGCACUCCCUGCCCAGAGAGCCCCAGCCGGCACCACCACCACCUGCUGCACCAGUUGGUCCUUAACGAAACUCAGUUCUCAGCCUUUCGGGGUCAGGAAUGCAUCUUUUCCAAAGUAAGCGGCGGCCCUCAGGGCGCCGACCUGAGUGUCUACGCGGUCACCGCGCUGCCUGCGCUCUGCGAGCCAGGCGACCUGCUGGAGCUGCUAUGGCUGCAGCCUGCGCCGGAGCCGCCCGCGCCUGCCCCACACUGGGCCGUCUACGUGGGCGGCGGGCAGAUCAUCCACCUGCACCAGGGCGAGAUCCGCCAGGACAGCCUGUACGAGGCGGGCGCGGCCAACGUGGGCCGGGUGGUGAAUAGCUGGUACCGCUACCGCCCGCUGGUGGCCGAGCUGGUGGUGCAGAACGCCUGCGGCCACCUGGGCCUCAAAAGCGAGGAGAUCUGCUGGACGAACUCGGAGAGCUUCGCUGCCUGGUGCCGGUUUGGCAAGCGGGAGUUCAAGGCGGGAGGGGAGGUGCCUGCCGGCACGCAGCCCCCACAACAGCAGUACUAUCUUAAGGUGCACCUGAGUGACAACAAGGUGCACACUGCCAGGUUUCACAGCCUGGAAGACCUCAUCCGCGAGAAGCGCCGCAUCGAUGCCAGUGGUCGCCUGCGAAUGCUCCAGGAGCUCGCAGAUUUGGUGGACGACAAGGAGUAGCCUCCAGGGGCGGCCUGUCCCUCCUGUUUCCCCACGCCCCGCUCCCUUCCCCGUACCAGGGUUCCAGGCGGGCAAUUCAAUACCCCACCCCACCUCGCCUGUCCGCCGGGGGCCAGUACCCAGGCUGCACCCUCGCACCCCUCCAGCAAGUGGCAGGAAGUCUCAGGAACUGGCUCUGAGACUAUAAGGACAGCUGUGCGCCCCUAGCUGAAAACGCCCAGUGGUGGUGAUGGUGUUGGGAAACCCAGCUUGCACUUUUCCGUUGAGUUAUAAGAGGGGAAAGGAGAAUGGGCUGAGGGGAGCAAGGACCUGACUGCUCCCCAGAGUCACUGCUCAGCGACUAUCACCUCCACCUACUGCAAAGGGACCAUCACCGCCCCAAAUGCGCACACAAAGACCGGUGGGAGGUGAGAAUUGAUCUCUUCAGGGUACACAGUUCAGCUCCUGUAUGGAUACGUCCCCAGAUUGCAGGAUUUCCAAGAAAUCGAGCCUGUCCCUUACGCACUUGUGAAUCAUUCCACAAGAGAGCACCCCGGAACUCCGGGUUAUCCCUAGACUGCCCGGGACCGGUCCAGCUCUCCAGCCCUAGGUCUCCUGACAUUAUAUCCCAAGUUCUGGGCUAAGCUAGACAGUGUUUGCUGCCUGUUUCCACCGAGAAAAGGGAACGCCACCCCCCACCGGCAUUUGCCUGUGAGUCUCCCUCGCUGGCAGAAGGGAAGCUUCCCGGACCAGGGAAGAACGUGGCGCAGCUAAUUUGGUGAUGAGCGCCGGCCCAGUCCCCAGCGAGGAGAAGGUUCUCCUGAUGUCUGGGAACUUGAAUUUGUGGAGAAGGGCGCUUGUUGUUCUUAACCCUAGAAUGCUCCCUCCUUGGGCUGCGUUUCAAAAAUAAUCAUAUUUUUAAAGAGUUUGGAGGAGAGGGAGGGGGAAGACAUGGCAACAUUCCAGAAACCAGCAUUAUUAACGACACCAUAAGCCAGUAUAUUUAGUUUGGCUUUUCCUAACAUAGAAAUCUUAGAAGAUGGGGAAGUGGAAAUAAAGUUUAAAAAAUGAGGGAGCAGUUUCCAACUAUGUCAACACAGCCUAUCUGUUGAUGUUUUUAUUGACCAUUUUAGCAACAUGCUAAUAAAAUUUCAAAUUGAAAGUUUUAUUUUCAUGGCUUUAAUCCAUGAUAGUUUAAAUACUGGGGGCCAUUAAGAGUGGAUUUAGCUAACAGCUUAGCUAACAUUGCCUUUUCACUCUAUUUUUCUGAAAUCCUGUUUGUGAAUAUUGUAGUUAAUUUUUUGGCUUUAAACAACAGCCCUAGCAAUGGUGGAGUUGUUCAUCACAGUGUAUGUUGUACUGAAUUUCUGUCAGUUACGGGGUUUACUUCUUUGAUGGAAAUUGUUAGCAGGUUCCAUGAUUUUCUUUUCUCCGCGUUGUAAACCACUACCAUUCCACAUUUGCAUUUCUAUUUUUCUUCCUCUCCCCUUGAUCUCCUUAAAAAAAAAAAAAAAAAAAGAAAAAGAAAUGAUUCUAGAGUCGGUGGCUUUUCCCCUCCACUUUAGCCAGUCCCACAUUCAUUCCUGAACACCAGAGAGGACUUGUAGGAUCAGGACAAAUGUGUAUAUUUCAAAACAUUAAGGCUGUUUGAAACCCCUUCCUUGAGCAAGGAUUUACCAACCUCUCUCCCCAUUCUGCAGCUCCAGCCUGACUGUUACUUAAUUCAGUGUGCAUUAGACACCUGCAGCGUCUAUGUCACUUUCAAGGGGAAUUUGUCAAGUAAAGGUGUCAGCUAAUUGUUGCAAGCAAUUGCCUAUUGACAGCUGUGAUUGAGUUGGACAGCAAAUAUUGUGGCCAAAGCCAGGUUCUUGGCAUUUCAAAAAUAAUGCAAUAAAAACUAGUCGAGGUUAGCUGAGACUGGAAAUGCCUUUUCAUGGUAAAUGAUUCAUUUCUGUUUUGUGUUUUGGUUUUCAUCCUGGAUUCAUUUCCUGAUCGUGAAUCAAAAGGUCAGAUCCAUGGAAUAUGGACUAGAAUAUUUUUCUUAAGCUGAUUGAGUGAUUUAUUUUUUAAAAAUGUUUAAAUGCAUAUGUUUUCCUUUCAGCAUCUACAAUGGCAUAACUUUUGUAAUAACUAACUUACCUUUGCAUGUAUGGAGAACUGAAAGUCAUUUGUUUCCCUAACUUAUUCCUCUUUCAAAUAACAGAUGGCAGAUCAUAAACCGAAAUUCUUUACUGUAUCUACACACUGCACAGUCUUCUGUGUCCUACCACUGUACUUGGCUCUCUGCUGUAUUAAACACCGACCUAAGCAUUUGAUCCAACAGGACUCCUUCUUGACAUUUUGUCUUCCACGUGUCACUCAGAUGAUGGGACUUCAGCAAAAGAAAUGAAUCUGUCUGUAUCACACCUAAUACUAAGAUUUAUUUCCUCUGAUGGCACGUAAUCUGAUUUUUCUCUUACUGAGAGGGUCACUAUAAGAGAGGAAUGGCUUAUCAGCUUUAUACUUGCCAAAACUGGCAAUAAAAACGAGUUUGGCAGCCAAAGUAGCAUUCAUGACUGUAUUGGUGUAUUAAGGAUUGGGUUGAUGAUAAUGCUUGUACAGAUUCAUAACAGUAAAACAUUGGUUACAAAGGGAACUUGAAAGGUUUAUAAGGUUUCUCAUACGACUGUUGGAAUAAUCCUUGAUUACUUGUUAGUCAAUGUUAAUAAUCACAGGUGGUGUAAUGAUUCUAAUCAUAGUGCACCAUGGAGAGGAUAUUAUCAAAAUAUUAUCCAAUAGCUUUAUCCUGAAAAACAUGUAUAUUUUAGGGCGUUAUUAGUGAUGUAAGUGAAACCAAGAAGGUGGAAAUCCCCUUUGAAGGUGGCAUGGGAUAGGCACACUUGAUUUUUUAUUAUGAGUGAAUAUAACACCUCUGGAUUUUAUUAGACUCAUAGAAAUUAAGCCAAAGCCUUCUAACGUUUAAUAGAAGUCGGGGAUUUUGUUUUGGUUUUUGUUUUCCUUAAGAGAAUACAGCUUCAUAGUAACUUCUGUGAUAUACUGAGUGUUAAGCUGCAGCUUGGUCUGUCAGCUGUCAGCUCUCCAGUAUAGAGUUGUCUGUAUACAUCCAUUCUUUCCCACUUUCACAGGGUGAUGCUGAAAAGCAAACUACUUAAAAAAAAAAAAAAAAAAGGUGAAAUAUUUUUACUCCAAGGAAUGCUUUGCUACACAUUUUGUUAUUUUAAAAAAAGGAACUGGGGGGAAGAAGGGAGACUGGGCAUACUUUAAACAAUCCAGCUCUGACAUACUGUUAUUCUCAAAGUGUAUUCCUUUGU